Molecule: messenger RNA, 219 nt
Organism: Dovyalis caffra
Lineage: Eukaryota; Viridiplantae; Streptophyta; Magnoliopsida; Malpighiales; Salicaceae
Source: the annotation of a GenBank genome assembly
AUGGCCUUGGCCCCAGCUUUUGCAAAGAUGAUCAAGAUUCUUGUGAAGGAACCACACACCAGUAAAGAAUCCAAAGACACAGCAUGUUAUUGGAUUCAUUUGAAUGGUGUCCUUCAACGAAGGGUAGCAUGCAUCGAUAUACAGUUUGAUGACUCUAUAAUUAUUAUUUUUUAUUUUUUUGAAAAUUAUGUUGAAGAUGCUAAACUUGGUUACGUGUAA